AUGAAUAAUAAACCGUACAAUUAACGGCAGUGAAAACGCAAGCAGAGGGUCUCGCGACUUCUACGAUUGAUUGUCUUUACACAAACUCUAAUGCCGCUAAAGACAAAGAAAGUUUCUUAGCUAAAAUGAAAAUUUUCGAAGAAAAUUUAACUCUUCUUUUCUUCUUGGGCAUGUGGAAACCCACCGAAUGGAGUCCAGGGAACUAUAAAUCUGUUUUAUACACCAUCUACACCUUCUUAAUCAUAAUUAUCUCCGGUACAUUUUUCAUAACUGAAUUGUUGGAUCUGAUUUUAGUGACGAGCAAUAUCGCUGAGUUUACAAAUAAUAUUUUCAUGCUAUCCGCGAUAUUCGCAGCAUGUUUCAAAAUAUUAAUUAUUCUUCUGCGUCGCAAUGUUUUGAAUAAUAUCAUUGAUGAUUUAAAAAAUUACAUGCUGAAAAAUGACAAAUACUCAAAAGAAGAAAUCAUUAUUUGGACUCGCUACAGCCAUAUAAUCAAAUUUUUGUCACUGUUUUACAUGUCUUCAACGUUCUUUGGAGUCACAAUGAUGACAUUUGCAACGGUCUCGGUCAAUAUUUCUCGCCGCGAAUUACUUUAUCGAGCCUGGGUGCCUUACAAUUAUUCGCGACCUAUCGCCUACUGGGUAUCUGCAUUGGGUCAACUUCUAGGCAUGUAUAUUCUUGCAGGCGUAAACGUCGGAUUUGUGCUUCUGUUUAGUGGGAUUCUGAUCAGCACUUGUUCCUUAAUAAAUAUAUUACUAUUUAGAAAAGUUCAAAACUUAUUUUCCUUGACGAUGGCAUUUCAAUACUGUCUUGGAUCUAUUAUUUUUUGUACAAGUGCAUACAAUAUGUCAAAAAUGAAAGUACUAUCAUUUGAGUUUCUCUCUUGUGUUCUCUAUGUUUCAAAUAUCAUGAUCGAAUUAUUUAUAAUUUGUUUUUCCACCAACGAAAUGACUCUCGAGUUUGGAAAGCUUCAUAACGCUUUUUACGACUGUCAAUGGUACUUGCUUAAUAAUGAAAAUAAAAAGCUAAUCGGACUUUUGAUGACUAAUUCAAUUAAGCCAGUUCAUUUCACGUGUGUAUACGUCUUAAAUUUAUCUUUAGAAUCUUUUUCGAAGGUUCUCAAAUUAUCUUAUAGUAUUUAUAAUCUGCUGCAGAGUGCAUUUUGAAAAGACAUUGUUAUUAUUGUUAGAAUAGUGAAUAAUAAAAUUUUAGAAUUUUUAA
Messenger RNA from Cotesia glomerata, 1221 nucleotides. Its product is annotated as odorant receptor 2a-like. The record is from RefSeq and is a predicted model, not a curated record. The coding region runs from base 126 to 1166 and encodes 346 amino acids. Lineage: Eukaryota; Metazoa; Arthropoda; Insecta; Hymenoptera; Braconidae. Gene Ontology annotation, biological process: sensory perception of smell; detection of chemical stimulus involved in sensory perception of smell. Gene Ontology annotation, cellular component: plasma membrane. The transcript has 5 exons. Gene Ontology annotation, molecular function: olfactory receptor activity; odorant binding.